Venturia canescens is the source of this 1575-nucleotide messenger RNA. RefSeq lists its product as uncharacterized. The transcript is spliced from 2 exons. The record is from RefSeq and is a predicted model, not a curated record. Bases 1 to 1575 code for a protein of 524 amino acids. NCBI's taxonomy places the organism in Eukaryota, Metazoa, Arthropoda, Insecta, Hymenoptera, Ichneumonidae.
AUGGCUGACAAUAAAGAACAAAUCGAUAGCGCCACUGGCGAUUCGGGAUAUCAAAAUCCAGAGCAUGAUAUUCAAAGCGAUUUCACGACCACGUUGCCUCAUCCCGGUGCGGGAGAUAUUUUCAAUGAAUCUAGAGCAAAUUUUGGGGAAUUAGAUGUAGAAAAUAAAGAAGUCAGAUUAGAGGAAUUCGGUACACCAAAAUCUGAUCGGGUUAAAAUCAACACAGUAACAGUAAACAAUGAGUUGCUAAUUAAUUUGAUUGAAUCAAUACAAGAAAUGAAAUCGCAAAUUCAAAGCAUGGCGAACGAAGUCGCGAAAAAUAAUCAGGCGACAAUCGAUCUGAGAGCUGAAUUUUCAGAAAAAUUGACCGUCAUGCAGGCGAAAAUUGCCAGCGACGUCGAAAAUCUGGAAAAUACGGACAAAUUACACAGUCCAAAUACAGAAAGCACUCGGAUUCAUCCACGAUUGACAGACAUUCCGGAAGAAAAGGAAGAAGAUGAAGAGUCGGAUGAUGAAGAGCAGGAGCACCAACAGAAACAGACCUUCCGAAACGAGAUGACGUCAACCAACAAAAUAAAAAUUAAAGCUCCUACUUUUGAUGGGUCGAGCAAUAAGCGGCCGAUAAAAUUCAUAAAAGAAUUUCGGCAUUAUUGCGAGGUGACGAACCCAACGUUCACCGAAAUGAAGUACUUACUCAGCCAAUCACUUGAGAAAGCCGCCAAGGAAUGGUGGGAACUGGUCGAGGACCAGGUUAAUAGUUUUGAAGACGUCGAAAAACGAUUUAUAAAUCGAUUUUGGAGCCAUGAUGUGCAACGAAGAGUGCGUAAAGACCUGGAAUUUGGGAAAUAUCCUGAAAAGCCAGGCAAAUUAACAAAAGUGGAAUAUGCAACUCGGACGUUCGGAGCGGCCCGUGAUUUGAUUCCACCACCGAGCGAUCCGGAUAUUGUUGCAUCGCUUUCUCAGCACUUCACCGAGGAGAUUAGAGCCACGAUCAUAAGUCGUGGGUUCGAAACCCUCGAACAAUUGAUCGAAUUCUUGGAGAAACUGGAUCAAAGUGGGCCUGUAAACACUGGAACUGAGGAAGGAAAACCUCAAAAUCAAAAACCAAACAAUGACAAAAAUGAGCAGCGUCCAUUCCGAAUGCCUCAAAAUAACUGGAACAACAAUGGUUACCAGAACAACAAUAACCGUGGAAAUUCAAACUGGCAACAGAACAACCGCCAGAAUUGGAAUCAGAACAAUGGAGGCUACCAAAAUAAUCGGGGAUACCAGAACAACGGUUGGAACAACCAACAAAAUCGGGGCUAUAAUCCUAAUUACAACCAGCGUCCGAACAACGGAAAUUUCAAUCGAAAUGCCCAAAAUAGAAGACAAAACGGAAACAAUUGCCCAAACAACAGUCCUCAGCCAAAUCAGAAUCAAAAUUGGGGAUCGUCGAACCAAAAUCGGGGACCACCUCAAAACAACGGGGGAUAUCGGCCACCUGCGAGUAAUAAUACGCAGCAACCACCGAUUCAAACGAUUGAGGCGCAAAUAGAACCUCAACCAUCAACAUCGAAAGCGGGAAACGCGUAG